This is a messenger RNA of Anopheles darlingi, 3211 nucleotides long. RefSeq names its product zinc finger protein 600 (gene Clamp). Gene Ontology annotation, biological process: regulation of transcription by RNA polymerase II. The transcript is spliced from 10 exons. Lineage: Eukaryota; Metazoa; Arthropoda; Insecta; Diptera; Culicidae. Gene Ontology annotation, molecular function: RNA polymerase II transcription regulatory region sequence-specific DNA binding; DNA-binding transcription factor activity, RNA polymerase II-specific. Bases 395 to 2125 code for a protein of 576 amino acids. Gene Ontology annotation, cellular component: nucleus. The record is from RefSeq and is a predicted model, not a curated record.
AUGGCCGUGCGCUUACACAUUCUCGAUUGAAGAAGGAAGAGUUCAGGUUGGGAAAGAGAAAAACCUAGUUUUGCUUCACGCAUCUUCCUUUGCCAUUAUCGUGCCGUGCUUUCCCGUCCUUGAGUGUGGAGUGCGUUUGUCGCAAAGUGCAUCAUAUCGAGCUGUCCUAGCGGAAAAAAUAGCUGGUGAUUAAGGAUUUUUUGGCAUCGUUUAAGUGUGCUGGAAAGUGGAGGCUGUGGUCGUCGGACUGCGUGGUGUGUCUCGUGUUGACGAAGCAACCGAUGAUCGCCCAAGAUUAGUACGAGACCAAGAACAAGCAAUCGAGCGAGGCAAACAGUAGAACGACGAACACGAGCGUUCUACGGAGUAGGCGAAGGGGACGCGUGAGUGAAGGAUGUUCACUACCAACAACAUCCAAACGUCAACAGGCACUCCUAUCGGCAUUCAGUAUCAGACGACAGACAUCAACAAAAGCACCAAACUGGACGGCCAAAAGACAAACCAGCAGACCCCGGAGUUCUCCACCUUCUACGCCAAUGUGAAUAUGAUACAGAAGCUAGCGCCAUCGUCGCAGGGCCUUAGCACGGUCAAUUUGGCGCAGCUCUCCGAGGAUAAUAAAACGGUCCAGUACCUACAGCCGUUCAGCUAUGCCAACUGCGCGCUGGUCAACCAAAUGCCGAUACCGAACGGUGUCACCGGAAUCACCGUCGACGGUCGGCAGCUAGUGGUCAACAAACCGAUCACAAAUACCAUCUCGAACAUUAGCUUCAAGUGCGAUGUCUGUGGGUUGAUGUUUAACCAUCUUACGCUGCUGAACCAUCACAAGCGAACCCAUAAUCAGGAUGGAGAGACGACAUCGGACGCCAUCACUGUCGUCACGCAGCCACAAAAUUUGCAGGUUCAGGGUCCAAACAUCAUCUCGGAAACGGGUCAAAAUCUAGGCCAAAUCCAGAUCGUCGCCACCGAGGCACUCGAUCCUGCACCGCAGCAACAGCAGCUCCAGCACGCGCAGGAUGCCCAACAGCAGCAGCAAGCCCAACAACAGCAACAGCAACAACAGCAGCAACAGCAGGUUUCACAUUCGACCAAGGCUGAUAAGACACAGAAAUGCAUUACCUGCAACGGGCCCAUCCACAACAAUCCCAAACGCAAGGGUCCCAAACUGAUCCGCUGCGAAUCGUGUAUCAACAACGAUGGUUCCCAGAUGGUUGCACGGCCGACACAGAUCUUUGUAGCACCAGAUGGCGAUGUCAAGUUCGAGAUAAGCGAAAUUCCGAACGCAUCCAAUAGUAACUCCUCGAUGGACUCGAUCAUGCCGGGACCGAUGAUCAAGGCGGAGCACUCGGUACAGCAGCACAAUGCGCAUCCGGUGAAGAAACGCAAUCUGGCGACGGUCACUAAAUGCAACAAGUGCAAUGGUUCGGGGGUGAUCAUUGUCGGUGGUCAAAAGAAGCAUAUGCAUCAACAGAUGCAUCAUCAACAGCCGGAAAAACCAUUCACCUGCAAUACAUGUGGUGGCCGUUUCUCACGCUACUCCAGCCUCUGGUCGCACAAGAAGCUACAUACGGGCGAGAAGAACUACAAAUGUAAUGUAUGCGGGAUAGCGUUCGCGAAGGCAGUCUAUCUGAAGAACCAUAUGCGCAUUCAUACGGGCGAAAAACCCUACAAAUGUGGCACUUGUGGUAUGCAGUUUUCGCAAUCACCGCAUCUGAAGAACCACGAGAGGACACACAGCGGAGAGAAACCGUACGUUUGUGAGGUCUGCGACAAAGGUUUCGCCCGUCAUGCUACUUUGUGGAAUCAUCGACGCAUUCACACCGGCGAGAAACCGUACAAAUGUAACCGCUGCCAAUCGGCAUUCAGUCAAGCUGCCCAUUUGAAGAACCACGAAAAGGUUCACUCCGGCUUGAAACCGUUUAAAUGUGACAUCUGUUCGGCAGCUUUUGCCGAUCGUUUCGCCCUCAAGCGGCAUCGCGGUAUUCAUGAGAAAUAUGGUCAAACGACUCCACUGCAUCAGAACUCACAGUCUGGACAGUCACAGUCUAAUCAAGGCCAGGUGGUACACAAGGAAGAGAUCAUCGAGAUGGACGAAAAGUCCCGGGAAGUGGUCAUAACUGGCAUCUAAAAUGGUAUCACAGACACACAUAUUUACUAGAUUGCAACACAAAUGGUGCCCCCCUUGAAAGAUAAGUGGAUGUAUAGUAUCUUUGGUUGAACGUUGUACAAAGAACAGGAACAGGUUUUCGUAGAAACGUUGCGAACGGUUAGAUCGUUCCGAUGAAUUAAUACAAGGUUGGCUAUACAACAACUCGCACGCUUCUUCCCUAACAGCAUAUUCAACCAAGUGAAAUGCUAUUUCGGGGGAUCACUGCGAUAGUAAUGAUGCCAACCAAACUUAAGCAGAUUGAGCAUGUUUUCCUGUUUGUUGCACUGCACCAUAGGGAUCGAAGGAUGGAUUGCCAUGCUUCCGACGUUCUUCGUAACCACACUGACAUUGCUCUAUGUCCGAGGACACAUUCAACCUACGGACGUCUCCCUUUUAAGACAUAACGCAUAGCAAGAUAUCAGCGCCCUUUUAAGACAUAACGCAUAGCAAGAGCAGUAGUGUAUCAUUUCCUUCGUUGAAUUUGUUUAUCAGUCGGCGCUCGGUAUUGGCAACAAAGGAAUCAGGUACAUCCUGCAAUUAAACCGUUCCCUCACGCGGUCAACUUAAGGUUGUUAAAGAUGAGCUAUACAGACACCCAAAAUACACACGAACAGCCACUUAGCAUGUAGCAUGUAUGUUCAGAACAUGGAAAGGAUGUACAGCAAAGCGCUAGUAUGAAUACUUGAAGGCAGGAAAGGUUAGAAAAUAAAUUAAAUUAUGUAGGGCGUGAGGAGCAUUUCAUUUAAAUAGGCUUCGUCGACGUUAUCCUAAUUAUUACGAUUAUGAUCCUUAAUGAAACAAUACGAUAUGUCGCCUUCGGGGAGGUUAGAAUAGGAACGGCAUUAAUCUGAUGAAUUGAUUUCUGAAGCAAAGCAACGUAAGCUUCUAUGCUCCGGAAAGACAACAAUUGAGCCUUGUUUCACAAUUUGAUAUGAAUAGAUAUCCUGUAAAUCGUGAAAUCCCCGUAAAAGUGAACAUCGCAAUGAAACAUAUGCAUUAGUAUAUGCAGUCAAACUACUGAAUAAAGUGUAUGGAAAUAAAAGAGAAAACAAAUCUAUGAAAAAC